This is a messenger RNA of Saccharomyces eubayanus, 1008 nucleotides long. RefSeq names its product palmitoyltransferase SWF1 (gene SWF1). Gene Ontology annotation, biological process: protein targeting to membrane; peptidyl-L-cysteine S-palmitoylation. Gene Ontology annotation, molecular function: protein-cysteine S-palmitoyltransferase activity. The record is from RefSeq and is a predicted model, not a curated record. Gene Ontology annotation, cellular component: Golgi apparatus; endoplasmic reticulum. Bases 1 to 1008 code for a protein of 335 amino acids. NCBI's taxonomy places the organism in Eukaryota, Fungi, Ascomycota, Saccharomycetes, Saccharomycetales, Saccharomycetaceae. The transcript has a single exon.
AUGUCAUGGAAUGCGUUAUUUGUGCCACUAGUGGUGAUUGUGCUUUUGGUAGUGCUCUCUCCGGUUUUCAAGUCAACAUGGCCAUUUUCGACUUUCUACCAUAGAGUGUUUCAGCCCUUUGUAGCCGAUGACCAUAAAUAUCGCUGGAAGUUUCAUUUGGUUCCUCUUUUCUAUACUUCAAUAUACCUGUACCUAGUGUUCACAUACCAUACCAGGGUAGAGCCCCUAAUCAAGACUGAAUUGUUCCUUCUGGAACGGAUACUAAUCGUGCCGAUCAUUAUAUUACCACCUGUAGUAUUAGGUAUUUUGGUGAUGGUAACUAAAGCCGAGGAUUCAAACAAUCAUAAACAAGGCUCCACAGAAAAGUACCCGUACGACUACUUACUGUAUUAUCCUGGCGUAAAGUGUUCCACGUGCCGUACUAUCAAGGUGGCUAGGUCCAAACAUUGCAGUAUUUGUAAUCGGUGCGUUCUGGUAGCUGACCAUCAUUGUAUUUGGGUAAAUAACUGCAUUGGGAAGGGGAACUAUUUCCAAUUCUACUUCUUCCUAUUUUCCAACAUUUUUUCAAUGAGCUAUGCUUUCCUGAGGCUAUACUUUAUAUCUCUCAGCAGCACUGCUGUGCUUCCUAGAGCAGUUCUGACUCUAACCAUAUUAUGUGGAUGCUUUACGAUUAUUUGCGCUAUUUUCACAUACCUUCAAUUAGCCAUUGUCAAGGAAGGAAUGACUACAAAUGAGCAAGACAAAUGGUAUACUAUUCAAGAGUACAUGAGAGAAGGUAAACUAGUAAGAUCGUUAGAUGAUGAAUCCCAAUCCUGGUUUCUCAAAUUUACAGAAAAAAGCGACACUGGCGAACCUCUCCAAGACCAACAGGUCACAUUUUAUAGCACAAACGCGUACGACCAUCAACGUUAUAGCCUAAAGCAUUACAUAACGAUCAAAGACGCAUCCGAAAUUACCAACUUAUAUGACAAAGGUACCUUCUUGGCUAACUUAAUAGACUUAAUGUAA